Molecule: messenger RNA, 1101 nt
Organism: Batrachochytrium dendrobatidis JAM81
Lineage: Eukaryota; Fungi; Chytridiomycota; Chytridiomycetes; Rhizophydiales
Exons: 6
Coding region: 1-1101 (366 amino acids)
Biological process (GO): cytoplasmic translation
Cellular component (GO): cytoplasm
Molecular function (GO): GTP binding; GTPase activity
Source: RefSeq, a predicted model, not a curated record
AUGUCUACUAUAAUCGAUAAAAUCAAGGACAUUGAAAAUGAGAUGUCCAAGACUCAAAAGAACAAGGCUACGGCGUAUCACUUGGGCACUCUCAAGGCAAAACUUGCAAAGCUUAGAAGAGAACUGCUUACUCCUACUAGUGGUGCUGGUGCAAGUGGUGUUGGAUUUGAUGUGGCCAAGACGGGUGUGGCUCGAGUUGGCUUUGUAGGAUUUCCUUCUGUUGGAAAGUCGACUCUCAUGUCCAAGCUGACCGGCACUGUUUCUGAAGUUGGAGCAUACGAAUUCACUACUCUUACAACCGUACCCGGUGUGAUUCAUUACAAGGGUGCCAAAAUUCAAAUGCUGGAUUUACCUGGUAUUAUUGAAGGUGCAAAGGACGGUAAAGGUCGUGGUCGUCAGGUUAUUGCAGUUGCACGUACAUGCUCUCUUAUUUUUAUUGUAUUGGAUGUACUCAAACCAUUGGGCGACAAAAAGAUUAUCGAGCGUGAACUUGAAGGAUUCGGAAUCCGUCUCAACAAAAAACCACCAGCAAUUACUUUUAAAAAAAAGGAAAAGGGUGGUAUCAACGUCACCAGCACUGAAAAGCUCACACAUUUAGAUGGUGAUCUGAUCAAGGCAAUUCUGUCCGAGUAUAAGAUUCACAAUGCGGAUAUUUCGCUUAGAUGUGAUGCCACUGCUGACGAGCUUAUCGAUGUGAUGGAAGGAAACCGUGCAUACAUUCCUGCUUUGUACGUUUUAAACAAGAUCGAUCAGAUUUCCAUCCAAGAACUUGACAUCAUCUAUCGGAUUCCUCAUUCUGUUCCUGUUAGCUCGCAUCACGAAUGGAACUUUGAUGAUUUGCUUGAUAUGAUGUGGAAAUACCUCAGUCUUGUUCGUAUAUAUACCAAGCCCAAGGGACAACUUCCAGAUUACUCGGCACCUGUUGUCAUGCGAGAAGGAAAAUGCACAGUUGAAGAUUUUUGUAAUUCGAUACACAAAGGUCUUUUGCGUGAUUUUAGAAACGCUUUGGUAUGGGGCUCGUCUGUCAAACACAAUCCACAAAAAGUAGGCAAGGAGCAUGUCAUGUGCGAUGAAGAUGUUGUUCAGAUUCUCAAAAAGUGA